Saxophila tyrrhenica is the source of this 2832-nucleotide messenger RNA. It is a transcript of the gene CCA1, whose product is annotated as CCA tRNA nucleotidyltransferase, mitochondrial. NCBI's taxonomy places the organism in Eukaryota, Fungi, Ascomycota, Dothideomycetes, Mycosphaerellales, Extremaceae. The transcript has 2 exons. Gene Ontology annotation, molecular function: RNA binding; ATP:3'-cytidine-cytidine-tRNA adenylyltransferase activity; CC tRNA cytidylyltransferase activity. Gene Ontology annotation, biological process: tRNA 3'-terminal CCA addition. Bases 1 to 2832 code for a protein of 943 amino acids. Gene Ontology annotation, cellular component: TTT Hsp90 cochaperone complex. The record is from RefSeq and is a predicted model, not a curated record.
AUGGCACCAGCACUCAUCCAGGAAGUGGAGGAUGACGAAACUACGUCACCAUCUAAGGAGCUGGAACUGACACCCGUAGAAGCCACUCUGCGGACUCUCCUCCUCGACGUGGCAAAGUACAUCGACGAAAACCCAAACUCGCCGGACCCAGAAAAUCAGGUCAAGCUUCCCCCCGAACUUGCGAACGAGAAGAUUGUCCUUCGCUUCACAGGCGGAUGGGUUCGUGACAAGCUGCUAGGCGUCCCUAGCCACGAUAUUGAUCUUGCCAUCAACAAAAUGACCGGCUACCAGUUCGGCCUUCGCCUCAAGGAGUAUCUGGAGAUUCCCGGCAACCCUGAGAAGUAUGGACUUGAAGGCGUGGCGACUACGGACAAGCAGAACCAGAAGGCUGGAAGCGCAGACAAGUCCAAGGUUGUAGGCGGGCUGCACAAGAUUGAGGCGAACCCGGAGAAGUCGAAGCACCUCGAGACUGUCACGACCAAGAUCAUGGGCCUGGAUAUUGACCUGGUAAACUUGAGGAAGGAGACCUACACUGACGAUUCGAGAAACCCUGCCAUGGAGUUUGGUACCCCCGAAGAGGAUGCACUGCGCCGAGAUGCCACCGUGAACGCCAUGUUUUAUAAUAUAAACACCACACAAAUCGAAGACUUCACUGGACGCGGACACGAUGACAUGAAGGCGAAAAUCAUCCGGACUCCGUUGGAGCCAUACCAGACGUUCAAAGACGAUCCAUUGAGAGUUCUAAGAUUGAUCCGCUUCGCAAGUCGGCUGGGCUACAAGAUCGAUGCGAAAGCACUGAAGGCGAUGCGUGACUCCGAAAUCAAGGACGCUUUACGCAGGAAGAUCAGCAGGGAAAGGGUUGGUAUCGAGCUGGAAAAGGCAUUGCGAGGGCCAGACCCGCACGAGGCCAUGCGGCUGAUCUACUCGCUUGAUCUGUACGACACCAUCUUCUCGGACCCUACUAUCGAGCCUGAAGACGCCUAUACGCCAGAAACCAGGGGAUGGCAAGCCGUCAUUGACUGUCUUCGCGAUACGCUCAAUGGCGAGUCGGUCAUGCCUGAGGUCUUGGUCAAAGAUAACGAGGAUCGCUUCCUGGCCUGGCAGAUCGCAGCAAUGGUACCUUACAAUGACGCUCCGCAACCCGAGCCUCCAGAGCCAGGGCGCAAGGCUCCACCUCCGAUUGCUGCGCAAGUAGCAAGAGAAGGUAUCAAGUCGACGAACAAGGUCUGCGAUAUCAUCGCCUCGUCUCUGCGUCAUCAGUCCGAGAUUUCCGAGGUCGUACAUCAGUGCUACCAGCAUAGGCGACGGCAGAUGCGGGACAUGGUGGACCAGAACUCAGCGGCGGCAGCGAGGGAUACACUGGGUAUGGCUAUCCGAGGAUGGGGCUCGAGCUGGAGAACCCAGGCGACCUACGCCAUGCUGGUCGAGGUGGCGCAGGAGACCAGCGAUGCUGAAGCGAUCGAGAAGAAAUACCAGACCUUCACGCUCCAUCUCCAACAGCUUGGCAUCCUCGAAGCCCACACCUUCAAGCCCCUUCUCGACGGCAAGGCUCUCGCCAAAGCGCUCAACACAUCGCCCGGCCCGUGGAUGAAAGAUGCUCUGGACGUCGUGAUGGCGUACCAACUACGCAACCCAGACACGGCCAGUUCAAAGGACGCGAUCGAAGAAGUUCAGCAGCAUCUGCAACACGAAAAGUCGAAGCAGAACGGAGGUGAGCUCUCCUCCUCCUUCCUUCACCAUUUCCUCAAGCUUACCAUCCGCCCGCUGUUCCUCAAGACCAAGCCGACUAGUGUGACGGAUACAGGGCGGAAGAACACCACUACCGUUCUGCCGAAGAAGAUGACGAAUGAGAGCUUCGAUGACUCUGUCACCCGGCCGUGGAAGAACGAUCCUUAUGCCCUAGAUCAGCUACGCUGGUGUGUAGCUGCUCUCGAUACCAAGGAGGUGGAAGGAGUCUGGCAUCUGCUGAUCCCGCCUCUCUUGACGCUGGUAGACGACUGGGAGGUGCGGUACAAGACCUUGGGCGUGAAGCUCGUGCAGCAAGUCUUGCUCGUGACACCGCCGGCUUUGCUCAAGAAGACAGGGCUGGGAGAGGUAUUCGAGGAGGCCCUGAUGCCUUGUCUCACUUACAUCCCAACUCUCACACCAGAAGAAGACUCCGUAAAAUUGCUGGGCGAAGCGUAUCCAGCUCUGCUCACACUGUCCCGCCUCCGCUUCCCCGAACCUGCGUCUACCGCUCCCGCGGCACCCACACCUCUCCCAUCGCAACCGCCCCACGACCUACGCACCAAAUCCCUCGACCGCCUCCUCCGCUCCGGGCCCCUCCACACCUUCUCUCUCUGCCCCGCCCCAACGUUCCCCCGCCUCGCCGCCCGCCUCUAUCGCCACACCUCCCUGAUACUCCGCGACCUCGGCAUCGAAAGCGUCAAGCAUCUGAAAUACGUCCUCCCCACCCUCACCGCCACGCUUACGCAUCCGCUCGCUGCGCCGGGGGAGGAGAGAUGGAGGGUUGUUAUGCUGGAGGCGCUAAGGUGUUUGAGAGUGGUGGUGCUGAUGGGGUGGGCUAGGAUGGGGGUGUGGAGGGGGGAGGUUUUGAGGGGCGUUACUGGGGCUUGGAUUCGGGUGGUUGACGUUGAGAGGAAAACUGGUGGGGGCGAGGAGGGACUGGAGGGGUUGAAGAAGGAGAUCAGGGAGGUGGUGGAGGUGUUGAGGUGUGCUGUGCUGGGGCAAGGUGUGGAGUGGGAGAGGGAGUGGGGGGUGCUUGUUGAGGUGGAGCCGAAGCUGAAGGGGUUGUUCGAGGGUAUGGGGGAUGAGGAAGGGCGUGCAGCUUAA